AGUUUUAAAGGUAGGCAAGUAAUUCAGAAAAACCUGGAAAACCCUAGCAAACCACAAAUGUGGACAGGACUCAGGCAGCUGGCCCUCUGUGACCUUUGUAUUCAGUGACUUUCCCUCCCCACAGCUGUCGUCAUCUCUGCCCAUAGCAGAGAGCAAAAGGAACUGAGCCCUCAUUCCAGAAGUCUCCAAGGAUUGGGGCUGGCCCCUCUGUGCUGGACUUUACCAGCAGGGAGACAGAGCAGGGCCUCGUGACUCAGCUUGGUCCCUUGUGAAGUGGGGAAGCCGUUAUUUCUAGGGAGCAGAGGAGGAGGUCUCUAGAGAGUCCUUCCUUAGGGUCGGGAUGCCUGCUGGAAGCAGAAGCCGUGGGAGGGGGGUGGGCCGGAGGGGGUUGGUGUCUUAUUACUGUCUUCUAUCCUGCCAUCCACACCCCCAGCCAGAGGCCACCAGGAGCACAUCACUCAUUGCGGCAGGAAGACUGUCCCCUGCAGGGACCUGAAGGACACCUCAAAAUCUUCCCAAGGUUGCAGACACCGACGGAUUUGCCCUGGGAGCCGGAGUAGCUGCCGCCAUCAGUCUGGAGCCAUGAGCGGGUUUAAUUUUGGAGGCACUGGGGCCCCUACAGGCGGGUUCACGUUUGGCACUGCGAAGACGACAACAACCACACCUGCCACGGGGUUUUCUUUCUCCACCUCUGGCACCGGAGGGUUUAAUUUUGGGGCUCCCUCCCAACCAGCCGCAAGUACCCCUUCCACCAGCCUGUUCUCACUUGCCACCCAGACUCCGGCCACACAGACGCCAGGCUUCAGUUUUGGAACAGCAACUCCUGCUUCGGGGGGCACUGGGUUUUCUCUGGGGACUGGUGCUUCAAAGCUAAACCUGAGCAAUGCAGCUGCCACCCCAGCCAUGGCAAACCCCAGCAGCUUUGGGCUGGGCAGCAGCAGCCUCACUAAUGCCAUGCCGAGCGCCGCCACCUCCAGCCAGGGCACAGCACCCACUGGCUUUGUGUUUGGCCCCUCCACCACCUCAGUGGCUCCAGCCACCACAUCGGGUGGGUUCUUGUUCACUGGUGGAAGCACGACCCAAACCUCCGGUUUCAGUAUUGGCUCAGCGGGGAAUUCAGCCCAGCCCACAGCACCUGCCGGGUUGUCCUUCACUCCAGCCACGCCAGCAGCCACCACAGCAGGCGCCACUCAGCCAGCUGCUCCCACACCGACGGCCACCACCACCAGUGCUGGGCCCACCCUCUUUGCCUCAAUAGCAACCGCUCCAACCUCAUCCGCCACCACUAGCCUCUCCCUCUGUACCCCUGCGACCACAGCAGGAGCCCCUGCCGCUGGGACACUGAGCUUCAGCUUAAAGGCACCCGGAGCAGCUUCCGGCCCCUCCACAACAACAUCCACUACUGCCACCACCACCACCAGUAGCACCAGCAGCAGCACCAGCAGCACCGGCUUUGCCUUGAAUUUAAAACCACUGGCGCCAGCCGGGAUCCCCAGCAAUACGGCAGCCGCCGUAACUGCUCCACCUGGCCCCGGUACAGCCGCAGGGGUGGCCACCAGCUCUGCCAUGACCUAUGCACAGCUGGAGAGCCUGAUCAACAAAUGGAGCUUGGAGCUGGAGGACCAGGAGCGGCACUUCCUCCAGCAGGCCACCCAGGUCAAUGCCUGGGACCGCACGCUGAUUGAGAACGGAGAGAAGAUCACCAGCCUGCACCGAGAGGUGGAGAAAGUGAAGCUGGACCAGAAGAGGCUGGACCAGGAGCUCGACUUCAUCCUGUCCCAGCAGAAGGAGCUGGAAGACCUGCUGAGCCCGCUGGAGGAGCUGGUCAAGGAGCAGAGCGGGACCAUCUACCUGCAGCACGCGGACGAGGAGCGCGAGAAGACCUACAAGCUGGCCGAGAACAUCGAUGCUCAGCUGAAGCGCAUGGCCCAGGACCUCAAGGACAUCAUCGAGCACCUGAACACGUCCGGGGCCCCCGCCGACACCAGCGACCCGCUGCAGCAGAUCUGCAAGAUCCUCAAUGCGCACAUGGACUCGCUGCAGUGGAUCGACCAGAACUCGGCCCUGCUGCAGAGGAAGGUAGAGGAGGUGACCAAGGUGUGCGAGGGCCGGCGCAAGGAGCAGGAGCGCAGCUUCCGCAUCACCUUUGACUGAGCCCCCGCGGGUCCCCGGGGAACUCCCCUGUUGUCUGGUGUGCCCUGUUGUCUGGUGUGGGGUUGCGGCAACAUACUUGUUUCUUGCUUUCCUUCGCGUGACUGUGCCCUUGAGACAGUUGUUGUGUGCUUUGACUUUUUCCACUUAGGAAAUAUCCUGAGCCCUCUGCCCAGGGAACAGCCUCAUGGGUGUGGCUUCUGUGGCUUUCAUUUCAGUGUCUUUUUUUUUUAAAGACGGGUUUUCACCAUGUUGGUCAGGCUGG
Molecule: messenger RNA, 2416 nt
Organism: Saimiri boliviensis boliviensis (Bolivian squirrel monkey)
Lineage: Eukaryota; Metazoa; Chordata; Mammalia; Primates; Cebidae
Gene: NUP62
Product: nucleoporin 62
Biological process (GO): protein import into nucleus; RNA export from nucleus
Cellular component (GO): nuclear pore; nuclear pore central transport channel
Molecular function (GO): phospholipid binding; structural constituent of nuclear pore
Source: RefSeq, a predicted model, not a curated record